Messenger RNA from Rhinichthys klamathensis goyatoka, 3557 nucleotides. Its product is annotated as protein sel-1 homolog 3-like. The transcript has 23 exons. The coding region runs from base 69 to 3350 and encodes 1093 amino acids. Lineage: Eukaryota; Metazoa; Chordata; Actinopteri; Cypriniformes; Leuciscidae. Gene Ontology annotation, molecular function: protein binding. The record is from RefSeq and is a predicted model, not a curated record.
UACUCACCUGUGAAUGUUGUAUUAGAUCGCUUCGACACAUCGCGCGUCGCGUUCAUUAGACAGUGAAGAUGAGAGUUGUGUUGAGUUUCAUCUGCACAGCUCUUCUGCUCUCACCGGUUUGGUGCGGGUCUCCUGACACUGAUAGGACUCGUCUUGAAGACUUUGUGCAGUUUGGACAAGCUCCUGACACAGUGAUGGACAAAUGCAGUGUACAGGUCCAGUAUAACUGCUCUGCUGCCUGCCGAAUCGCUGUCGAAAUAGUUAUUUCCACCCCAACAAGGACAGGAGUGAUCGUUUACAGAAGGUCCUGGACUAACCAUAAGAGGUUUGGAAAGCCCCGGAGCAGAAAGGUUCCUCUGGUGUUUCCUCCAGCUGUGCUGUACCGGAGAGACAUGUCUGUCAGUGAUGUGGUGCUGAGGGCCUGGAUGCUUCAUCUGGACCAAGAGGAACUUGGUGGAAACCAUACUGAAGGAUAUGACCGAUCCCUCGUGAGGACAUCUACGUCUGUGAGGACACUGCCAACAUCUCAACGUCCAGCAUAUCCACAGACAGGAUCGGUGUCAUGGGGUGCGUGGCUGAUGUGGCAGCUGACCAAAGAUACUGUGAGAAAAUGUCCACAUGAGUCAGAGACUGUGGAUAUACUUUCUUUUCCAUUUGCGAGUACCGGUGAGAGGUUUGGGGUUAUACACACGUUCUCCCCCUUCAAAAACAGAGAUCUAGAAAGGAGACGCACCCUCGCUCUCAAACAGCCAAGUGCUGCUCUGUCAUUGUGGCUCUACUUGCUGAGCUGGUGCGGCCAGUCGUUGUGUGGGAUAGUCAAACAUGUCAAUGAACACAGGAAGUAUGGAAGCCCGCUCAUUAUGCUAUCUGACGCAGGCAAUAUAGUGCUGCAGGUGCAAAUGGUGGAUGGAGAAGAGCAGGCGUUUACAGCACACACAGCGUUACCUCUUCAUACCUGGAUCCGCCUGGACUUCUUCUUAAAUGUGUCAAAGGCAAAACUCACAGUCACUAAGGUCUUACCUGCAGGACAGACGUCGGAGAACACUCAUCUUUUUAAUUUUCGCCAGCCAAUUAAAUUCAAUGACACAUCAGGAUAUUUUGUGAUUGGUGGAUGCAACUUCAUGAAGGGCUUUCAUGGCUAUUUUGGACCAAUCAGAUACUAUCGUUUAGGCUCAGAAAAGGUGAAAAACCCCCUGUCCCCUGUUAGGACGCUAAAAGAGCUGGGCAGAUUCCACACACACUGCGAGGAAAUGCAACAGGUUACUGAGCACUAUCUGGAGGCAUUGAGACAGAACCGAGACGUCUCUACAGAUGUUUGUGAGUCUUAUUAUGGAGACCUCAGGAGGAAGUUUGGUCGUAAGGAAUGCACACAAACUUGGUCGUGGGACCAGCAAAGAAGAUUCAACAUCGCCCUGAGGCUUCUAGAAGAACACCAGGACUUCAUAACAGGUCUGGAGAGCAGUGGUGGACAUUUGCUACAUCUAAGCCGAGUGAUUUUCCAGGAUGUGUUAAAGACAGUCAGUAAAGCCGAGGAAUCUGACGGCGGCCUGGAUCUCAUUGAGCAGCUUCAGGUGUCUCUCUGCUGGGGUCACCAGCACUCCUCUCUCCUGCUCGCGACCCUUCACCUGGCUGGCCUGGGCGUCCCUGUGGACCUGGAGCAGGGUCAUGUUUAUAGUCUGAUAGGCGGCGUCUCGGAUGACCGGCUCGCUCUGAUGCAUUUGGGAUACAAGCACAUGGAGGGACUUGACGGUUUCCCCAAAGACCAGAAUACAGCAUAUGGCUACUACGCCAACAUCGGCAAACAGACCAGCAUCGACCACGAUAAAGUACAAGACUCUUCGCAAACUCCAACAGAACAUGUUCAUUUAAACAAUGACGACGAGCUCCAUACCCAAACGGGCGAACAGGGCGACAUUGUGCAGUAUUUGAAACACCAGGCCAACAGAGGAGAUGUAGAAUCUCAGAAAUCGUUGGCCAGGAUGCUUCUUUGGGGCAGUAAUGGGGUGCAGAAAGACAUUCAGACAGCGGCCAUGUGGUACGCCAGGAGCGCCCUGCAGAUGGUGGAUCCCACGGCCAUGUACGACUACGCCAUUCUCAUCCUGAAGGGCACAGGAGUGAAGAAGAACCGGACGCUUGGCCUCGAGCUUCUGGAGAAAGCUGCUGACAUGGGUUCUGUAGAAGCUCUGAAUGGACUUGGAUGGUAUUACAGUAACAUAGUAAAGGAUGGAAGAAAAGCCAUUAGAUAUUUUGAGUUGGCGGCUCAGAACAGCAGUCGGGAUGGGCUCUUCAAUGUGGGAGUCUACCAGUUAAAUGGUGCCAGUCCUGACAAACCAGACAGAAAUGAGACCGCUGCGUUCCAGUUCUUUCUGCGUGCGGCUCAGUUGGGUCACGUGGACGGCGCUGUGGAGGCGGCAUCAUUUCUCUCCACUGGAACUGUAAGAGGAGUGGCGAGAGAUCAAGGCAAAGCUGUGCUGCUGUUGAAGCGAGUCAGUGAGAUGAAUGGCCACCUGGGCUUCAUGGUUAAAGAAGCUCUUCAGACUUAUCAAAGAGGAUCAUGGGAUGAAGCGUUGGUGAAAUACGCCAUUCUAGCAGAAACUGGUCUUGGUGUGGCACAGCACAAUGCCGCCCAUCUGUGUGAGGUGUUAGGCCACAGUUCUGCCUGUCAGUGGAGGUAUCACAACUACUCUACCUACAACCACAUCCCUCAGGAAGCUGGUUUGUUGCGGAUGGGAGAUUAUUACAGUAAACUGGCUGAUAUGGUGAAGGCCAUGCACAUGUACAGUACAGCAGCAGUGCAUGGCAGUCCUCAGGGACUCUUUAAUCUGGCCAUGUUAAUUGAGGAGGGUUAUGAAGUUCCGGACAUCGUUCUAGAUCAGUUGGGAAUCUCAGCUGCACACAAUAUGAACCGGAGAGUUGUUGUGGAAAAUCUAUUAUCCAGAUGCAGGGAGUUUGAGGAGGGGGACGUGACUCCCUGUUCUUUAGUCCUGUGGAGGAUCCAGUUAAUCCGAGCGUGGAGAGACUUCACACACAGCUCUGUUCUGCUGCCGCUGGCCUGUGGGAUCGCCGCCAUAUUCAGCCUUUUUAUAAUCGCUGUGCUAUUACAAACUCUUCUGGCAUUUUACUCUACGGCUUACCUGUCAACUAACCAAUCAUCAGAGAGACGUGGUGAACCAGCAGUCGGCGGGCAAGGAAUCAGUCCACUGGAGACCAGUACACAUCCGCAGCAAAGUGACCGGCCUACAGCGGCCCACAACAGCCUUUCCCUGCAGCAGACAUCGGAUUUAGUCGUCACAGUGACUGGGGUGUGUGUGUGUGUCAUCUUUACGAUGGUCAUUUCCCAUCUGCUUUGAACACUCACUCUUGUGUUCGAUAAACACCCUUUACUUUAGGUUACUGCACUGGAACUGAACCAGUAUAAAUGUACUGCAUUCGCUCUGGAUGAAGGCUUUUUUGGUAACCUGUUUAGUUUGCACUCAAAAUCACCUUUUUUUUAGGUGAAAUUAUGUUUGAAUACUAGAAUGUUUGCGGUGCAAAUAAAUGUCACGUGAUACCUCAAA